Messenger RNA from Zingiber officinale, 654 nucleotides. RefSeq names its product protein TIFY 5A-like. Gene Ontology annotation, cellular component: nucleus. Bases 98 to 436 code for a protein of 112 amino acids. The transcript is spliced from 2 exons. Lineage: Eukaryota; Viridiplantae; Streptophyta; Magnoliopsida; Zingiberales; Zingiberaceae. Gene Ontology annotation, biological process: regulation of jasmonic acid mediated signaling pathway; regulation of defense response; response to wounding. The record is from RefSeq and is a predicted model, not a curated record.
AAAACUCCUCAACUGAACUGACCAACUGGAGGUCAAGAGGAAGAGCAAGAAGAAGAACAAGAAGAAGAAGAAGAACAAGAAGAAGAAGAAGGAGGCCAUGGAGCCUGAGCUCAGUCUUUCACUAAGCACCGGCGAGCCGCAAAAGCAAAUGACCAUCUUCUACAAGGGCAGGGUUAGCGUCUGCAGCGCCACUGAAAUCCAGGCCAAAGCGAUCCUGUCUAUGGCGAAGAGGGAGAUAAUGGAAGAAGAAAAGAAAGUCAUGAUGAAGCACGAAAUAGUUCCACAAGCCAUGCUCAAUCCGGGGCUGUCCAUGAAGAGAUCUCUGCAGCUGUUUCUGCAGAAGAGGAAGGUCAGAAUCCACAAUGCCUUAGCGUCUCCCUACGCAGCUGCUCAUGCCAACCUCAAGCGCAUGCAGUGCACAGAUCAUAAUAUUUAAUUUCGGAUUAAGAAUUGUUCUUCUCAUCUAUCUGUGUGUUUCAAUUUUUUUUCCCCAACUUUUUGGCUGACAUGUUUAUGGUGGGAUUGAGGUUGUUUGACAUGUCAGAUUCCAAGUAAAAACUAUUUCUAGCCAGUUGAUUGUAUUCUACAGUUGCUGUACCUGUCUGAUGAAGACAUGCAUCUGUGAAGUUUGUUUAUAGAUUUGUCUUAGCUUAA